Molecule: messenger RNA, 2241 nt
Organism: Sinocyclocheilus rhinocerous
Lineage: Eukaryota; Metazoa; Chordata; Actinopteri; Cypriniformes; Cyprinidae
Gene: il1rapl2
Product: interleukin 1 receptor accessory protein-like 2
Exons: 11
Coding region: 115-2160 (681 amino acids)
Biological process (GO): signal transduction
Molecular function (GO): interleukin-1 receptor activity
Source: RefSeq, a predicted model, not a curated record
GUAUUAAAGCACAUCUUCAUGAAGUACAUCUGAUUUAAACUUGUGGAAAUACAUCGCAAACAUCACCCGUUCAUCUGAAGGCACUCAGCAUCAUCCACUGCACACGACUGGAAGAUGAAGCUCGCUGGAUUUAUGCUCCUCCUCAUCAAUUCAGCGGCCUCCAUCAAUCUCAAAUACAUCUCCAAGAGGAACUCAGUGGACGGCUGUAUCGACUGGUUGGUGGACCUGAAGACGUACCGUGUGCUGGCCGGAGAGCCGCUGAGGGUGAAGUGCGCUCUCUUCUACAGCUACAUACGCACCAACUACAGCAUGGCCCAGAAUGCCAAGCUGCGGCUCAUCUGGUACAGGAACAAGGGCGACUCCGAGGAGCCCAUCAUCUUCUCGGGUCACCGGCUGAGUAAGGAGGGAGACUCCGUUUGGUUCCGCUCCGCAGAGAUGGAGGACAAUGGAUUUUACACUUGUGUGCUCAGAAACUCCACGUACUGUAUGAAGGUGUCCAUGUCUCUGACGGUGGAGGAGAGCGAGGAGGGACUCUGCUUCAGCAGCCGAAUACGGUACCAGGAGAACGCUGAGGUCACCAAGAGCAAAAUGAUCAGCUGCCCUGACAUCGACGACUAUCUCGCACCCUACAAGCAGCCUAUCAUGACUUGGUACAAGGAGUGUCAGAGGAAAGAGUGGAGGAGCUCCAUCAUCAUCAACACCACCAGCCUCUGGAUCCCGGAGGUGCAGGAGGACGACGGAGGGAACUACACCUGUGAACUCAAAUAUGGCAGCAGAGUUGUGAGACGGACCACAGAGCUCAAAGUCACAGCACUUCUUACGACCAGACCACCAAAAGUGCUGUUCCCGUCAGAGAGACGGGCCAGCGUCAUAGACGUCCAACUCGGCAUGCGUCUGGUCCUGGACUGCAGGGCUUUCUUCGGCUACAGCGGAGAUUCCCGGCCAAUCAUCUACUGGAUGAAGGGAGAUAAGUUCGUGGAGGAGCUGGAAGGACAUAUACGAGAGAGUGAAGUCAGGGUGGUGCGGGAGUUUCUGGGGGAGAAGGAGGUGGAGCUGUCGCUGAUCUUUGACGCUGUGGAGGAGACGGACAUGGGCAACUACACCUGUAACGUGGAGAACCACAUCGGCCGAGGCAGCGGGAGCGCCGUCCUGCAGAAGAAAGAUGUGUACAGGCUGGAGCUGGUUGGUGGUCUGGGUGCCAUCAUGCUGAUAUUGGGGAUCUUCACAGCCAUCUAUAAGUGCUAUAAUGUGGAGAUCAUGCUGUGCUACCGACGACACUUCGGCAGUGAUGAGGCCGAUGAUGACAACAAGGAAUAUGACGCCUACCUGUCCUACACCAAAGUGGACCUGGAGUCGGUGGAGCGUGAGAUGAGCGAGGAGGAGCUGUUCGCUCUGGAGAUCUUACCGGACGUUCUGGAGAAACACUACGGAUAUAAACUCUUCAUCCCGCACCGGGACCUCAUUCCCAGCAGCACGUACAUCGAGGACCUGGCGCACAGCGUGGAGCAGAGCAGGCGUCUCAUCAUCGUCUUGACCCCUGAGUUCGUGGCCCGCCGUGGCUGGAGCAUCUUCCAGUUCGAGCCGCGGCUGCACAGCAUGCUGGUGAUGGGCGAAAUCAAGGUGAUCAUGAUCGAAUGCUCGGACCUGCGCAGCGUCAUCAACUACCAGGAGCUGGAGGACCUCAAGCACACCAUCCGAGUGCUGUCGCUCAUCAAGUGGUACGGGCCCAAGAGCAGCCAGCUCCAGUCCAAGUUCUGGAAGCGGGUGCACUACGAGAUGCCUGCGAAGAGAAAAGAGAGCGUGUCCCGCCGACAAGUCCUGGACUCGGGCGAGCAGGGGCUGUUCGGCGACCUGCAGGCCGUGUCGACCGUGGCUAUGACUGCCACCUCUGCGUCGCUAGCGCCGGCUCACGUGGAGAUACCGGACUAUAACGAGCCGGGCCACCUGCAGAUGCACCACUUCUGUCGCAGCUAUGAGUACGAGCUGCCCAGCUCCGCCAUCGCCACGCUCAGCGGCCGGCACGUGUACUGCAAUCUGCCCAUGACGCUGCUGAACGGACGGCCGGCGCACAACGACAUCGGCAAACCCAAGAAAGACAUUCACUUGAGCAGGCCGUUCGUGCCGCUGUCCAGACCAGAGCUUUCCAGUGACAUCUGGUAGAGCGGCUCCGCCAAACAUCGCUUCGCCAAUCUCAUCCUUCCUUCCUUUUUAUCUGCAUGAGUUCAUCUUGUUAAGAUUAAA